Molecule: messenger RNA, 1622 nt
Organism: Rhinichthys klamathensis goyatoka
Lineage: Eukaryota; Metazoa; Chordata; Actinopteri; Cypriniformes; Leuciscidae
Product: cytochrome P450 4V2
Exons: 11
Coding region: 36-1571 (511 amino acids)
Molecular function (GO): heme binding; iron ion binding; monooxygenase activity
Source: RefSeq, a predicted model, not a curated record
CAGACAACUCGCUUGCCGUGCGUCUCACUUUCAAGAUGGUCGUGUUUGUCGGUGUGUAUACCUUUGGGUUCGUGGCCGUGGCAGUAUGCGUUAUUCUCUUGACAUAUAUCACUUACCAGCUGCUGAAAAACUACCUGCACAACUGGAAAGAGCUGAAGCCCAUCCCGAGCAUUGGAAACACAUAUCCAUUCAUUGGGAACGCGCUGCAGUUUAAAUCGAACGCGGGAGAUUUCUUUUGUCAGUUGGUUGGCUACACAAAUGAAUUCCGGAAUUCUCCUCUGCUUAAAUUAUGGAUUGGACCUGUCCCAUUUCUCAUCUUAUACCAUGCUGAGACUAUCGAGACAGUGCUGAACAACCCUGUUCACAUGGACAAGGCCUACGCAUACAAAUUUCUACACCCCUGGCUGGGAACAGGACUACUCACCAGUACUGGGGAUAAGUGGAGACGCAGACGUAAGAUGCUAACUCCAACAUUUCAUUUCUCUAUACUAACUGAGUUCCUUGAGGUGAUGAAUGAGCAGGCGGAGGUGCUCAUAGAGAAACUAGAGAAGCAAGCUGGAAAAGGGCCUUUCAACUGCUUUAAUCACAUCACUCUCUGCGCCCUUGACAUCAUCUGUGAGACUGCUAUGGGGAAGAAGAUCUAUGCACAGAGCAACUAUGACUCUGAGUAUGUGCGCAGUGUGUACAGAAUGAGUGACAUCAUCACUAGGCGCCAGAGGAUGCCCUGGUACUGGCCUGAUUUUGUGUAUAACUAUUUUGGCGAAGGCAGAGAACACAACCGUAGUCUGAAGGUUCUUCACUCCUUCACAGAGAGUGUGAUUUAUGAAAGGGCAGAGUACAUCACCUACAUUGAGUCCGACAGCGAAUCAGAUCAGGGGAUGAAGAAAAGACGGGCUUUUUUGGACAUGCUGUUGAAAACAACCGAUGAGGAUGGGAAAAAGUUAACUCACAAAGAUAUCCAGGAGGAAGUGGACACCUUUAUGUUUGAGGGUCAUGACACUACAGCGGCUGCCGUGAACUGGGCCAUACACUUGUUAGGUUCCCAUCCUGAAAUCCAAAGAAAGGCCCAACAAGAACUAUUUGAGGUUUUUGGCGAGUCUGAGAGGCCUGUUAACACAGAGGAUCUGAAGAAACUGCGUUAUCUGGAGUGUGUGAUAAAGGAGUCUCUGCGUCUCUUCCCCUCUGUUCCAUUUUUUGCCCGAACCAUCUGCGAGGAUACACAGAUAAAUGGCUAUAAAGUCCCUAAAGGAGCAAAUGCCAUCGUCAUAACUUAUGCCCUUCACCGUGACCCACGCUUCUUCCCUGACCCUGAAGAGUUCCGUCCUGAGCGCUUUCUGCCAGAGAAUUGUGUCGGUCGACAUCCUUAUUCCUUCAUUCCUUUCUCUGCCGGUCUUCGCAACUGCAUCGGUCAGCGGUUUGCUAUAAUGGAGGAGAAGGUUAUUCUGGCUUAUAUUCUGCGCUACUUUAACAUAGUGGCAUGUCAGAAGAGGGAGGAACUCCGGCCACUGGGUGAACUGGUGCUGCGACCAGAGCAAGGCAUCUGGAUCACAUUGGAGCGCAGAAAACACUAAAACACACAUAGCUAACAGUGUCAUGAGAGUCCGUAUGAAAUGGUAAAAAUG